AGACCUUGAGGGCUCGAUCCGUGCCGCUGCUCCCCGGCGUCGCAUUCCCAGGCCGAGAUGGCGCCGCUGCUUGGGGCGCUCCUGCUCGCCUGCCCGGUCGCCGUGGCGGCCGGAAAGGGCGGCGGCGGCAAAGGAUACGCUUCGUGGGGGAGUUCAGGGAGCUCCGGUUCUGGCUGGGGCCAUGGGCGUGAAUGGGGUUCAGGACAGGGCUACCAGAGUGGCCUGGCCCACAAGGUAAAUGAGUUGUGCGAAGCUGUUGACAAGCUGACGAAAGACAGAAAGAAGAAGAAAAAGAAACGUGACCCUUCUAGCUCCACGUCGUCCUCUUCGAGCUCAUCCGAAAAGAAAAAGAAAAAGAAGAAGGGCAAAAAGGAGAAGAGUGGCAAGAAGGAGCGGAAGGUGCCGAAGUCCGGAGUAGACGAGGCGGAACGUAAGGAGCUUGCAGAAUUCCGGCGCCAGGCAGAGGUUCAGCGCAUCCGGGAGGAAGUGCUGGCGAGCGCGGCCUUCGUGCCCCCCACCGGCGGCGGUGGCUCUCAAGGAGGAGCGCGCCGUCAGGCCGAGGCUCCUCUCUCGCCCAAGACGCUGCGGGCCGUGCACGCGGAGACGCGCCUCAUGGAGCCCGGGGGCACCGUCAAGCAGCUGGUGUCGAAGGGUGCCGAUACGUGGACCGCGGUGCAGGAGGAGUUGCAGGCGCAGGCCCUCCCGGACAUCAAGAAGCUCCUUGGCCAGAUUCAUCCAGGAGGUGCCGACGCCGUGCCCCGGACGCGACACGAGGCAGUCAAGGCUCUUAUGGCAGCCCUCCAAGGCGACGCCUGAGACGACGAGCACGCAGUGGUAGUUGACUGAUCCACUCCACGCGGACCUUCCCACUCUGGCAGGGCUGCCCAGUCCAACGGUACGCUCGCCCAGGUGCGGCCCACUACCGUCAUCAUAGUCGUUGUUGCCCUCUUCGUGGGUGCACUCGCUGGCAUGUUCAUGGCUGGGGCCGCGGAGCCACAGUGGUUGCCUCGGCCAUUCGCCCGGGCGUGGAGGUACGUGUCUGCCCUCAAGGUGGUAGCCUGGGACGAGCAGUACUUCUCCGGCUGGCUGGAGCAUGUGAGUGGCGUGCCGAUCCUUUCUGCCUCUUCUGGCGCUCUGUUUGUUCUCUUUGGCUAUGCCCGGAGGGAGGCGCCCGAGUCCGGGGACGCGGGGAAUUCACACCAGGGUGCUGGGCGGCCUGGCCGGCGAGCCCGAAGGGGGCUCUCUUACUUACCUCGGGGGCCCCUGGGUGACGCGUGGGACCUCUACAGUACCUCGGGGCACCCAGGCGACGCUCGUCGAUUGAAUUCGUAAGCUCGCGCUGGUGACCCAAGCCCCGCUCAGUGCACGCGUGCUCCGACGGGGGGCUUGGCGAGUUGCGCGGCCAUCGUAUUCAGAGGUGUCGGCGCGCCGAGGCGCCUGCAAUCGGCGGGGGGUCCCAGGGCAUUGGACCGCCGCCGAUAUUUGUCCCUUCUUCCUCGCUCUUCCCUCCCUUCCAUUCCUUCGUCCUCCCCCCCCCCCCUCCCGCCGAGAGCGUCCAAAGCACUCCUAGGUAUUCCAGUGGUGCUCGUUCUCUUGCUUCCAGCGCGUGUCUUCACACGGCACCCGCGCAGUCUUUGGCUUACACUGUGUUGCAUCGUUCUGCACGCGUAAUCUCCGCACGGCACGCGUAUAACCCUCUUGUGCAAUGUAGCGUAGCAGCAGUGCACAGGAUGUCAGCAUGUUUUUCUGUCAUUGCUCACGGGAAUAAGGAUGGUCAGCUUCACAGCUUUAACUCGGAAUCCUCCGGCUCCACGGGGGGAGCUGGUCUGGAAGGUAGUUCGGGGCUGCCAGGUGCACGGAUCCAGGAGACGUAGAGCGUGCUCCGGGAAGGGCUUCUCCGGAGCACGUUAUUCAGGGUCGCCUGGCAGCCUUCAUAGGCCCAAGUGGCUGCCCAUCGCGGGCGGCACGGGGUGCUAGCAGCAUACCGGGUGCUCACGGAAUCCCCCAGACCCGGCACUUGGGCAGGGGAGGAGCGAGCUGUUUCGCGCAAGGGUGAAAAAACAGUCCAGCGCUCCGACCAUUCUUGCUUACUCC
Messenger RNA from Prorocentrum cordatum, 2094 nucleotides. Lineage: Eukaryota; Dinophyceae; Prorocentrales; Prorocentraceae. The record is from the annotation of a GenBank genome assembly.